Rotaria sp. Silwood1 is the source of this 1479-nucleotide messenger RNA. NCBI's taxonomy places the organism in Eukaryota, Metazoa, Rotifera, Eurotatoria, Philodinida, Philodinidae. The record is from the annotation of a GenBank genome assembly.
AUGGAAAAAAUUAUUUCGUCAAUUAUAAAAAAACUUAAAUUAAAAGACCGCCAAAUAACAAAUAUUUAUAACUAUGGUUCAUGGGUUUAUGGUACAAAUCAUGCAAAUUCUGAUCGUGAUUUUCUUUUUAUUAUAAAACCUGCAUAUGCAUAUCAACAAAAACGCUUAAGAUUUCAUCAAGAUUUUGAUUAUUUUCAUUCAUUUAAAUUGCAUCGAAUAAAAAAAUGUGAUAUAACAAUUCAUACAUGUGAAAAUUUUGAAUUAUUAUUAGAAAAAAAUUAUAUGUUAGCUGUCGAAUGUAUAUUUUAUCCAAAUGAAUUUAUUUUAAGAAAUAAGAUUGAUUAUAAAACAAUAUAUUUAUCAAAAUAUUAUAAUCCAUUACGAUUAAAACAAGUUGUAUUUUAUGAAAAUUAUUCGAGUUUGAAAUAUAUAAUUGAUGAUGAUGAAGAUAAUUUAGAUCAUAUCUCGACAGAAUUAAAAUCAAAUACAAUUAAUCAACUUUUAUGUGAUGCUCUACAUAUAACAACUCAAGAUGAAGAUCGAAUACUUAAAUAUUUAUUUCAUGGUCUUAGAUAUUUAGAUAUUGGUGAACAAUUAAUUCGAACAAAAUCAAUUUAUGAUUUUAAAAGUGUAUCAUAUAUAUUAUCGGAAAUAAAACAAAUAUUUAUAAAUAAUAUGAAAAACAUUGAUUUUGUUGUUGAUUAUUUUGAAAACAAAAGUGAUGAAUACAAAAGAAUAAUCGAUGAACUUGUACCAACAAAUAUUAUUAAUGGUGAAUUUAAAGUUCAUAUUACAAUUCGUAAUCGAAAUAUACAAAAAUUUUUAAAUAUCUGUAAAAUAAAUAAUAUUAAAGUAAUUUGUAUUCAUUUCAAUGAUGAAGAUCAUAUUGAACAAGUAAUGACAUCUUCAUAUCAUGUUGGAACAUAUUCUGAUAUAGUUGAACAAAUGAAAACUUUAAUUACUAAUACAUUUAAUGAUUUUGAUAUAACAAGAUUAAAAAUAAAAUCAUUACCAUCGAACAAUGGUAUACCAGAGAAUGAUAUUGAUAAAUUAUUCUUUUGGGAUAAAAAAUCAAAUUAUUUCGAAUUUCAUUAUAAAAUAUUUAUUAAAUCAAAAACAAAAUUAAGAAAAUUAAAACAAUUAUGUCAACAACAAAAUCUUUAUCUAUCAUAUAAUGCAUUUGAAAAACCAUCGAUGGAUAAUAUGUAUUAUAUUGUUACAAUGCGAUUAUUUAACAGUGGUAGAAGAAAUGCAUUAAUUGGAAAUAAUAAUAUUAUUCAAUAUUUAACAAGAUAUGAUUUUUUACCAUUGAAAGUCGAACAAUAUUUCGUAGCUUAUGAUUCAAAUAUUGACUUGGAUAAGAGAUGGAAAAGAAUUACAUCAGAUUUACCACAAACUAAGUCAAAAAUUGUUAGGAUUGGUCAUAAAUAUCGAAUUGGUGGUAUACGUCGAAAAGUACCUAAGAGAUCUACGGAAUGA